This is a messenger RNA of Mycotypha africana, 807 nucleotides long. RefSeq lists its product as uncharacterized. The record is from RefSeq and is a predicted model, not a curated record. NCBI's taxonomy places the organism in Eukaryota, Fungi, Mucoromycota, Mucoromycetes, Mucorales, Mycotyphaceae. Bases 1 to 807 code for a protein of 268 amino acids. The transcript has a single exon.
AUGCCACAAACAGUUAUCCUUGCGUUAGGAUACCUUACGUUCCCUCUUUUUGUAAGAAAGACAGUCAAAUGCACUGACGAAAAGGAGAAUGCUCUCGAUGAAGCUACAACAGCUGCUACUGACGUUGAUCAACACUCUAAAGUGAGCGCUCCACGCUGGUCACUUGGCAGUAUUAUCAGCAUUACUAGCUUUUUAAAAGAUCCCCUCAGCCAAUACCCGACUCUGGAAAAGCAUGUCUUACAAUUAGCAUCGGAUGCUUACCCACAUGAACGAGAGACAUCGUUCUUAUUGUCUAAAGCGAUGAAUAAAAUCAGCAAUGAAAUGGAUAAUAAAAAAUCGAUUUCUGCCCUCAUCAUUCUGAAAGACGAUUGUUGGGGUAUCUUUUCCGUUACGGAAGAACCGGAUAUUUAUACACUACAGGUGAUACAGCCUCCCGCUGAUGAAGCACGUUUAUUACUUGAAAGCAACCCUAUCGGCCUGAACAACCUUUCUGCACCUCCCUCGGCCGUUGCUGAUCUCAAUAAUAAUACGAGUGAUAGUAGUAAUGAUGGUUAUCCAGAACAACUGACAAAGUCGUUUGUACUGGAUGAAGACCAGCUUGUAAAGCCUGCAGAAAUGAUGCGAUUGUGCCAGCUUGGACCCCCGUCACAGCCUCAACUGAUCCAGUUAGCCGGACAAGUAUAUGAUAUUGCAACUCUCUAUGGAUAUUGGGGUUAUUGGCGCGUGUUUGAAGGCAUUUGUAACAAUUAUCAACUAAAUGCCAGUCAAUUAGUCAAUUUAUACCAUCAGCAGCAAUUACCGAAAUGA